UCCCGCGAGCCCGCGCCGCGGCGUUCGCCAUGACUCCUCCCGCUUCCUCCCGCCCGCCAACGCCGACGGCUUCAGCGGCGACGGCCACCACUUCGUCGCGGAUAGACUCGCCGUCUCUCAAGGCCGCCCUCGCUAUGGCUCUCAUCCACUACAACCGCCUCCCCGGCAAAGCCGCCGCCAUCGUCACCGCCGCCUCAGCCUCCGCCUCCGCCGGCACAACAUCCCCGCCUCUCGUCCACUGGAAGCGCAAGGCCAAAGACCGGAAGCGCGAAAUCAUCCGCCUCCGGGAGGAGCUCAAGCUCCUCCAAGACGGGGCGCGCGGGGAGGAGAUGGAGCCGCCGGUCGCAUCGUGCCGGUGCCACUUCUUCGACGGGUGCGGGGACCUGCUGCCGCAGCCGGGCGGCGGCGGUGGGGAGCACUGGGUCGACGAGGUGCUGAGAAGGAGGUUCCUCAGACUGGUGAGGUGGAAGGAGAAGCGACGGCGAGUGGAUCGAUCACUUCCGAGGAGUAGUUUGAUUGAUUUCAACAGUGAGGAUGAGGUGCAGCAGCUUUGCAUGUCGACUGAUUUCCUCGUGGAGCUAUCAGACAGCAUUUUUGCCAAAAAAGAAGCUGCCCCCUCAUUUGCUACAUUUUCUCACCAGGCAGUGGACUUCAUUCUUGCUUCACUGAAGAACAUUCUAUCAUCAGAAAGGGAGAAGGAGCUAGUUGGCGAGAUAAUCGAUGAUUUAGUGACUCGUUUGAUGAAAAGGAUGUGCACUGUCCCUGAAAAUGCUGAUACUUCAGAUUCAGGAUCAAUCGACUGCUCAGAUGCCCAAUUCUCAGUGCAGCACUUGUUCCAUAAGUUAGGAAAGGAGGAGUUCAUUGGUCAGCGGGUAAUCCUUGCAGUUUCUCAAAAGAUCUCGAGUACAUCAGAAAGGUUACUUCUGGUGGAUCCAUUUGAUGAUGCUUUCCCUGAUAUGCAUGGCAAUAUAUUCAUCAUGGUUCAGUUAAUCGAGUUCCUAAUAUCUGAUUACAUGAAAGAUUGGCUAUGUCGCGAGCAUUUUGACAAAAGACUUUUUGAAGAAUGUGCCAGAUCUAUUCUCAAGGCACGCAAUGAUUUGCAAAUCCUGGAAAACAUGAACGGGCUGUAUGUGGUGUAUAUUGAGCGUGUGAUCGGAAGGUUGGCAAGGGAGGUGGCUCCUGCUGCACAUCAGGGGAAGCUGGACCUAGAAGUCUUCUCUAAACUCAUGUGCUGAGAAUGUCUGCCUCUGACUUUUCAAUGUUGAUUAUCUAAAAAAGGCUGAUCCAGCAAGUAGCUAUAUUCUUCAGUGACUGAUUGGUAACCAAGGCAUAGUCAAAACUGAAAAAUAUGUUUUAUUAACUCCAAUGUGUGAAUGAGUAGUUACUGCAAACAAAUGUGCUCUAAUCCAAGCCAUGAUAUAGAUGAUCCACUUAGACUAUCACAUAUUUAAAUUUUGGUUUAUAAGAGAAACUUGGAAUCAGUUAGUGGAUCUAUCUGUGUGGCCUGGCUUCGUUUCAUGUCUAUUGAUAGUUGAUUACUUUCUUUUUGCUGACUUCACUUCAUACCAUGUGAGUUUCUAUAGAUAUGCUUUGCAUUAUCUGCAGAUUAUAUUGGUGCAUCUAUAAUUUCUGCACUCUGGUUCUUUACUAUUUGCAGUUCAAAGAGAAUAAAAGCAUACAGUAUUCUAAAAGUAAAAAAAUGUAAGUUUUUACUCAAAUACACAUAAGCCAUUCAUAUUCAUUGGUAUGCUUGCGCAUGUUGUAUCUGCUAUCCCAUAGUACUUAUCUUGGCUUAGAACACGUGGUCACCUUGGAGCCUAGCUAUUUCUUUGUGCUGUGCAGAGAGUGCUUGUUGUCUGUUACCUUUGGCUGUCAUGUUGCUUUCACAAUUUUCGUAACUUGUGAGACCGAAAGAAACUUACCAUAGGCAUGUCUUGGGGCUUUUAGUCAACAAUUAACACCCCUUUCACACUUGUGAUCUCAUCUGAGUGCUCCUUGUGGCCAACUACAUGAUGACUUUCCAGAAUUAACUAGGGUUGGCUUACACCUUGAGUAACUGGGAGAAUAGAGCAAUCUGGGACUGUGAUCUGUACUUGUUCAAUAUAUAGGUAU
Molecule: messenger RNA, 2112 nt
Organism: Panicum hallii
Lineage: Eukaryota; Viridiplantae; Streptophyta; Magnoliopsida; Poales; Poaceae
Product: protein MULTIPOLAR SPINDLE 1-like
Exons: 11
Coding region: 30-1235 (401 amino acids)
Biological process (GO): meiotic spindle organization; meiotic DNA double-strand break formation
Source: RefSeq, a predicted model, not a curated record